AUGCUCUAUUCACUAGUGAAUGUGAAUCAACGAUUUGAUCGUUUACUACUCGAUCCAUUCAAUAUUUAUCAUUUAGAUUUAACGAUCAAACCAUUGCUUUAUCAUAAUUCUCUAGUAAAUAAUCAAAUUUUCGAUCGAAUUCGUACACAAAUCUUACCUCGGAUUCAUCAUAAAAUAAAUAAAUUCACUGUUGAACCACUUUCCAUGGAAUGCAUUCUUGGUACUAUUGAUUAUUCUGAACUUAAUUCGUUAUCACUAGUCAAUUUUCAAUCAGAAACACUUUUACCACAUUUAACAGGUGAUACUAUACUCCUUCGUCUUACUGAUCAAAUCGCACAUCUUACAGUCGAUAUUACUGAUAACAUAAGUGAAAUACCUGAUGGAAAUGAACUAAACAUGUUUGCAUUGAUUCUAUCUAUUAGUAAAUGUUUAAUUGAUUUGACAUUUACUCGACGCACAGAAAUUUCAUUUUCUAAUCUACCAGCAACAAGUUGUGUGUCUUCAACUCUAACUAAAUUGAAAAUUACUGUAAAUACUUUUGAUGAUUGUCUUUAUCUUCUUGAUGCAUGUCUUCAACAAUUGUCUAUAUUGAUCAUUCAUAUAAUUGAAAUUAGCGAUUCAUCAUCGAAUAUAGAUAAUACAAAAAAUCUUCCGAAGUUGAAAUGUUUAACACUAACAUCGUAUUGGUAUACAUAUUUUUAUAACAAUCGUAUUGUUUCAUUACUUCAUCGAAUGUUAAAUCUUGAAGAAUUAACAUUAUUUCUUUCGAUAAUAAGAAAUGAAUCGACUUAUAUUGAUGGCACUCAAUUAUACAAUGAUUUUCUCAUUAAUAUUCCACGACUAAACAAAUUUAUUUUUAGUAUACUCACUCAUAUUAUCAACAACCACAUUAAAAUUGAUCUUCCAUCGAAGAACGAUAUUCUCAAUAGUUUCAUCGAAAGAGGGUAUCAACAAGUGGAUUCGUACACUGAUGAGAAACUCACGUAUAAUAGAGGCUACUGUCAUGUCUAUUCACUUCCAUAUCAUUUCAACGAUUUUAUAUUUAUGACCAGUGGUUUUCAAGGUGGUUUGUUCAAUAAAGUUCGAUGGUUGGUAAUGUUAGAUAUACGUCCAUUUGAAAAUGAAUUAUUUCAAGUCAUCUCACAAUGUUUUCCUUUUCUUCAAAGAUUAUCCAUUACUAAUUUGCAAUCACAAAAAAAUAACCAACAUUCGUCUACAUUUAUUACAUUUCCUCAUCUGUUCGAACUCGAUCUUAAGAGGGCACAUAUUGACUACGUCGUACAAUUUUUCUUUGAUAAAAACACUAGUUUACCUCGUUUGACACAUCUCACCAUUCGAUAUGAAACAUUAGCAAUUGUAACACAAGGUUUUACCAAUGAUGCAGCAUGUCUCACUUGUGCUAAAAUAAGACGUCUUAUUGUAAAAGAACCAUUUGUUCGUCCAGAAAAAUUUCUUUCGUAUUUUUCUUCAUUGUAA
Messenger RNA from Rotaria sp. Silwood1, 1476 nucleotides. NCBI's taxonomy places the organism in Eukaryota, Metazoa, Rotifera, Eurotatoria, Philodinida, Philodinidae. The record is from the annotation of a GenBank genome assembly.